GUACGUUUGGGUUGCUCGCCCCGCCCAAUGGCCGUGCGUACGUGCGUCGUCUCUAUGGUGGCGGCGGAUUCGGAGGGACCGAAGGAUUCUGGCGUCAGGAUGUUCCGCCGGGAGCCCUCCAUUCCCCUUCGUGGUUCUGCUGCCGCCCUGUGCAACAACCUCAGUGUGCUGCAGCUGCCUGUCCGCAACCUCACACAUUUUGGGGUAGUCCAUGGGCCCAGCGCCCAACUUCUGAGCGCUGCUCCUGAGGGUGUGCCCUUGGCCCAGCGCCAGCUCCACGCUAAGGAGGGAGCUGGAGUGAGCCCUCCACUUAUCACCCAGGUCCACUGGUGUGUCCUCCCCUUCCGAGUAUUGCUGGUGCUCACCUCACACAGAGGAAUACAGGUGUAUGAGUCUGAUGGCUCCGUCAUGGUCUAUUGGCACGCGCUGGACUCUGGAGAUGCCUCUCCAGUACAGGCUGUGUUUGCCCGAGGAGUUGCUUCCAGUGGCCACUUCAUCUGUGUGGGAACGUGGUCAGGCCGGGUACUGGUAUUUGACAUCCCAGCCAAAGGUCCCAACAUUGUACUGAGUGAAGAGCUGGCUGCGCACCCAACAUCAAUCACAGACAUUGCCAGCGAGCCUGCCCAAGGACAGGACUGCAUGGCUGACAUGGUGACGGCAGAUGACUCAGGCUUGCUAUGUGUCUGGCAGUCAGGUCCCGAAUUCAAAUUAUCGACCCGCAUUCCAGGAUUUGGGGUCCCAUGUACUUCCGUGCAGCUGUGGCAGGGGACUGUAGCAGCAGGCUAUGGGAAUGGGCAAGUACGUUUGUAUGAGGCCAGUACAGGAAUUCUACAUGUCCAGAUCAACGCCCAUGCCCGGGCCAUCUCUGCCCUGGACCUGGCUCCCGAGGUGGGCAAGCUACUGUCUGCGGCCGAGGACACCUUUGUACACAUCUGGAAGCUGAGCAGAAGCCCAGAGAGUGGCCAUAUUGAGGUGGAACACUGCCAUGGUGAGUGUGUGUCCGACACCCAGGUGUGUGGUGCCCGAUUCUGUGAUCCCUCAGGCAGCUCCUUUGCUGUGACUGGCUACGACCUUGCUGAGAUCCUAAGAUUCAGCAGCGUGUGAGAGGACAGCAGCCCUCCUUUCUCCCUGUGGUAUUUAUAAAGUACCUCCAACACCUA
Hipposideros armiger (great roundleaf bat) is the source of this 1160-nucleotide messenger RNA. It is a transcript of the gene WDR54, whose product is annotated as WD repeat domain 54. Bases 28 to 1104 code for a protein of 358 amino acids. The transcript is spliced from 10 exons. NCBI's taxonomy places the organism in Eukaryota, Metazoa, Chordata, Mammalia, Chiroptera, Hipposideridae. The record is from RefSeq and is a predicted model, not a curated record. Gene Ontology annotation, molecular function: protein binding.